AUGACAACCGGUUCAGAUAAUUCUCAUUCAACAAUUGAACUUGAAUUUAGUGAAUCUGUUCUUCAAAUGUUCGCAGCAAAUAAUUUUAGUGAUAAUGAAUGUCCAACAUCAACAUCUAUCGACAAUAUACGCAAUUGUGUCAGUUCACCGUCAUCGAGCGGUGAUAUUAAUAAAACGCAAUUAAAUUUAAUUAUUCAGUCAGAAUCAAAUGAUAAACAUAAUUGUGGUGAAGGUAGUAGUAAACGACAAUCUGUAAAGCGAUCAUCAAGUAUCAUCGCACUCAGUCAACCAAAAAAACGUUUCAAUACAUCAUAUGAAUCAAAGAAUGAUAUGCCCUUUCUGCUCACAGCGUCUAUGGAUGCCGGACUUCAGCAUGAUUGUGGAGUAAUAUCAUUAAACUCAAAUGCCAUAUCAACAACAGUAGCACAAACUAAACGAUCUAUAAUACACGAGAACAUUGAUAACCAAUCAAAAUUGCACAAUAAUAAAAUAGCAACUACGAAGUAUAAUGAUGAUUUAAUCAAUUUGGAUGGAUUAGAAAAACGAAACUUCAACCUCAUACAAUGUCGUGGUAUAGUUUUAGUACGCCAACAAAACGAAAAACAACAACAAAGUUUAAAAGACCUAAAUAUUGACGAUUAUAAUUCAAAAAAUGGUAAUAAUGGAUUAGAUCAAAUCGACUGGUUAAAAGAAUUUGUUGCACAAUCAUUGAACGUUCUUCGAGAUGUCAUGAUCAAUGCGUGUAUGUCUGCUCUCACAACAUCGAAAGUCGAGCGUACAACUAAUCUGGAAAAACAGGUGUUUGGAGAUGAACGUGAUCAUUUACAAACAUCAGAAUCAGAACAAAACAUGCGUCGAGUUGUUUCCCAUGCAAAAAGACAAAAGAAUAUUUUUAAACAUAAAAAAUUGACCGAUCGUAAUUGUAGUGAAAAUAGUAAAGAUUCAUCUGCUUCUCGAGGUACAUGGCCGAGAAAAACUACAAAACUAUUGAAUAGCAAACAGAAGAAACAGAUUGCUCAAAUGGCACCAUCUAACUCGCAUUAUCGUCGAAUUGACAAUGAGAAACGUCGACAUAGUCAACAUCGACCACCGCAGAAUAAUAACGAUUAUACAUUUUUGAGAAUGUCGUACGAUGAGGAAAAUAAUCGAAAACAAUUAUCAACCGGUGGUAAUGGUAAACAUCACUCAUCAACUCUUGUUCGAUUUCGUCCAAUGAUGAUAGAUGACAACCAAAUAGAAAAUCAUUGGAAAGAUAUCAUUCGCAUCCACCAUCGUGCUCGAACAUCACCCUAUCCAACUUGUCCCGAAUUAUACCGUUUAACAAUUGGUGAUCAUUGUGUGCCAUGGUCUAAUGAAUGUCAGAAUUAUGAUCCACCAAAUUAUACUGCUCACGAGAUAAUGAUUAAUCUUGGUGCUGAUCCCGAUAUUCAAUUGAACAGCGAAAUUGAAUUACAUUUUAAUACCUUAGAUGGAGCUGUUGAUCGACGUAGUGUGUAUAAACAUUAUAAAGUUCGAAAUGGAUUGCCCUUGAAUCCGAUCGGUCGCACGGGACUGAUCGGAAGAGGUUGUUUGUUACGAUGGGGCCCGAAUAUUUAUCAUUAUGUAAUUUUAUGCAGAUGGAAACGUGAUCUAUACGGAAAUAUAUUGUUACAUCCAACAGAUGGUCGAAAGAUAUUAGAAGUGUUAUUAGAAAUACAGGAGCGAGGACGUGAAACUACCGAUUUAGUCAUAACUGGUGGUUUAAGGAUGUUAGGUCAAAAAUUUCCGCCACAGUUACAAGAUCGACUAGAACGAUUUGUUCAAUCUGCAAGAGGACGUUUUUCUGGUAUAAACGUGAAUAAUAUAAAUCGUUUGUUCGACAAACAACCGAGUGUUUGGAAAGGUGCUUAUUUUGAUGAUGCUAGAAAUACGGAUAAUGCCUGGAUAGAAUUAUUAAUUGAAUUUCUUAUGGAUGAUGAUAUACUAACAUCAUGUAUACCAAAAUUAACACUUGAACAAUUAAACAAAUUACAACAACCACGUUUCAUAUGGAAAGAAGUGAAAUCAGACAUCGAAGUUGGUCCCAAAACACAUCUGAGACUAUUGCGAAAUCUAACAGAAAAACUUGGAGCCCACUUCUAA
This is a messenger RNA of Didymodactylos carnosus, 2121 nucleotides long. The record is from the annotation of a GenBank genome assembly. NCBI's taxonomy places the organism in Eukaryota, Metazoa, Rotifera, Eurotatoria, Philodinida, Philodinidae.